Molecule: messenger RNA, 1268 nt
Organism: Drosophila bipectinata
Lineage: Eukaryota; Metazoa; Arthropoda; Insecta; Diptera; Drosophilidae
Source: RefSeq, a predicted model, not a curated record
AAAUAUACUCCAUGGCAACGCGGAUGCACAAAUUUGUUUAUGCAUCGAUGUAUUGACUGCUGAUAGGGGCUUUUGAAGACUUCAUUUACCCACACACAUUUAAAGUUUAAAAAAGUAAAAAAAAAAACGCCAUCAUGAACAGGCUUAAGUCAGCCACAAGCUCCAACAACAGUGGCACAUCCUCGGAAACCAGCGAGACGCAAAGUGUGGAUGACCAGCAAAGUGCUUCGCAAUCGAACGUUCGUGCUAGUAGUGCAUCAUUGAAUAGAGCAAAAAACAGUUGGAGACGCAUGAAGGACCUGGCGGCGGAAAAGGAAAAAGAAAAUGAGUCCAAGCGCCCACCAUGGCGCGCUGUUAGCGUCUCAACGCUCACGAAACCUGAUAAAAGUGCCCUGUUGCGGGCCAAAUUACUGGACGCUUCAAGACGGCUGAGAGCGGGUAAGGCCAAUGUAGCUCUGCAAACCGACUUCGUGCCUACAAAGCUAAUGAAAGAGGCCAGCUUUGGUGUCCAACAUGACCUCAUUCUUCGCAAGGAAAUAGGCAUUCUAACCGAUGGACAAUAUUCAAAGAAGAAAGAUGGGUUUCAGCAGUACGUCCUGACUUACUCCAUGUCUCAAAUGACCGAUAGUGUGGAUACUGUUUCGCGACAAACUCAAACCCUACUGCCCAAGGCCUACAAUAACGAUCUGGUAAACUCGUAUUUGACGAACUCUGAUGAGGACGGCAGUGAAAUUACAUCCGAUGUUGAAAAGAGACUUGGCGAUCAAAUUGCAAAGAUACGGAAGCUUAACUUUAACGAGUCCUCGCAGCCUAGAAAAAAUAUUAAUAAUUCAAACUUGGCUCCAACUCUUGCGUCUUGGCAUUUCGACGACGAUGCAGUGGAAAUGGAGUCUGAGCGGCAUUUUAUACCCUAUAUUAUUGAGCCGUAUAAGCCCUGGCGAAGCUUUGUACCUUUUCCCUUUAGGUUACGAGGUAAUUCUCUUAUCGGAACCCAGAAAAUCGAUUGGUAUGCCUUGCUGCAGUCUAUUGACGAUUUGAUCAAGGAGUCCAACAACUUGGUUGACAAGCUGGAACACAUUAUGCUUGAGGGUCGGGUACACCGCAAUUCUGUAUUGAAUAAGUUGGAUAAAAUACCAAAAUUUGAUCCUGGCAAGUUUAUUCUGCCCUCAGAGCAAUGGUUGCCUUUGAUUGAGCAGCAGGAAAAGCAGCUUCAGAUUCUUUUACAAGGCAACGAACCAAAUAAUACUUAUUCACAUCCACAGCUUUAA